Molecule: messenger RNA, 849 nt
Organism: Apis laboriosa (Himalayan honeybee)
Lineage: Eukaryota; Metazoa; Arthropoda; Insecta; Hymenoptera; Apidae
Product: retinal homeobox protein Rx1-like
Exons: 5
Coding region: 1-849 (282 amino acids)
Biological process (GO): positive regulation of transcription by RNA polymerase II
Molecular function (GO): DNA-binding transcription factor activity, RNA polymerase II-specific; RNA polymerase II cis-regulatory region sequence-specific DNA binding
Source: RefSeq, a predicted model, not a curated record
AUGGAUUCCCAACAGCUCGUCGACACUGCGUCGCAGAACAGCCAGGACAUCGUCCUGCCGAAACCAGCGAGUAGUACGCCUAGGCACAGCAUCGACGCGAUCCUUGGACUGGCAAACAAUAAAAGGAGUCAUCAGGAAAUGGAGGAUAACGGUCGAGACGCGCAGGAAAACACAGGUGAGAACAGCUGCAACUCCACCGGCGGUGGCAGCGACGAGGAACUCGGGGCAGGCUGCGGGGACGAUUUGAACGGGAACAGCGGGAAGAAGAAGCAUCGCCGAAACAGGACGACCUUCACCACUUACCAGCUGCACGAGCUCGAGAGAGCCUUCGAGAAGUCUCAUUAUCCGGACGUGUACUCCAGGGAGGAGCUCGCUAUGAAAGUCAAUCUUCCGGAAGUGCGCGUCCAGGUGUGGUUUCAGAAUAGGCGGGCAAAAUGGCGCAGACAGGAGAAGAUGGAAGCAGCGAGACUCGGCCUCAGCGAGUAUCAUCAUCCCGGCAAUAUGAGAAACGUGGCCGGGCCGGCUCUUGGUCUGCCUGGAGAUCCUUGGCUCACUCCUCCUGGUCUGUUGAGCGCUCUUCCCGGCUUUCUCGCUGCACCUCACACGGGAUAUCCCAGUUAUCUAACGUCCCCGAGACGAUUGCCGUCGCCGCCCAACGUUGGGGCUGUUGGAAGCGCGGUACCAGGUGGGCUGAGCGCAGGGAUGACGAGCAUAGGGAGCGGAGGGCACGUCCCGGCGGCGCCACCGAGUCCGCCUGGUCACGACCCGCGCACAACGAGCAUCCAGGCUCUGAGAAUGCGGGCCAAGGAGCACGUCGAGAGCAUCACCAAAGGAUUGCAAAUGGUCUGA